Messenger RNA from Mugil cephalus (flathead mullet), 7775 nucleotides. It is a transcript of the gene kif13a, whose product is annotated as kinesin family member 13A. Lineage: Eukaryota; Metazoa; Chordata; Actinopteri; Mugiliformes; Mugilidae. Gene Ontology annotation, molecular function: microtubule binding; microtubule motor activity; cell adhesion molecule binding. The record is from RefSeq and is a predicted model, not a curated record. Bases 301 to 6312 code for a protein of 2003 amino acids. The transcript has 40 exons. Gene Ontology annotation, biological process: regulation of protein localization; microtubule-based movement. Gene Ontology annotation, cellular component: adherens junction.
GCAGCAGCAGUCGUGCUCCCAGCGGAAGAUGGCGGUGGGGAUGCUGUCUGGGGCUGGAGCGGAGCGCUGGAUUUGCACUAAAAGCGAACCCGGAUGGAUAUAAAGCAAAAAAUGAACGUAUUCCCGUCUCUUCUCCUCGAGGCCCGGACUGUUUCGGGGUUGUUAAACUAGCUGCCGCGUUUUGUUUUGUUUUAUUUGUCUGCUGGUAGAAAGAAUCCGGGCUUGUUGUCGGGGAUUCCACAGACUAUAUCCACUGAUAGCUCGGCGCAUAGACAGGGUGGGAGUGAAAAGUGGACGAAAAUGUCGGAUACAAAGGUAAAAGUUGCAGUGAGAGUUCGGCCCAUGAACCGCAGGGAAAUUGAGCUGAACACAAAAUGUGUCUUGGACAUGGAGGACAACCAAACAGUCCUGCACCCACCGCCCUCAAAUGCAAAAGGAGAGAGCAGCAGGAAACAACCCAAGGUGUUCGCUUUUGACCACUGUUUCUGGUCCAUGGAUGAGUCCAACGUUCCUAAAUAUGCCGGUCAAGAGGUUGUGUUCAAGUGCCUUGGAGAGGGAAUACUUGAAAAUGCAUUCCAGGGAUACAAUGCCUGCAUAUUUGCCUAUGGACAAACAGGCUCAGGAAAGUCCUUCUCCAUGAUGGGCAAUGGAGAGCAGCCAGGUUUAAUCCCUCGACUUUGCUGCUCGCUGUUUGAAAGGGUCCGCAGAGAGGAGAACGAGGCCCACUCCUUUAAGGUGGAAGUGUCCUACAUGGAGAUCUACAAUGAGAAGGUCCGCGACCUGCUAGAUCCCAAAGGGGGCCGACAGUCCCUGAAAGUUCGGGAACACAAAGUCCUGGGUCCAUAUGUGGACGGUCUGUCUCAGCUGGCUGUGACCAACUUUGAGGACAUUGAAGUGUUGAUGUCUGAGGGGAACAAAUCUCGCACGGUCGCAGCCACCAACAUGAACGAGGAGAGCAGCCGAUCUCAUGCCGUCUUCAGCAUCAUUGUCACACAGACGCUCUACGAUCUGCAGUCUGGAAAUUCAGGGGAGAAGGUGAGCAAGUUGAGUCUGGUCGACCUGGCGGGAAGCGAGCGAGUGUCCAAGACUGGAGCUGCAGGGGAGAGACUCAAAGAAGGCAGUAAUAUCAACAAGUCUCUCACCACAUUAGGCUGUGUGAUCUCUGCCCUAGCUGAUCAGUCUGCAGGGAAGGGGAAGGCCAAGUUUGUGCCUUACAGAGACUCGGUCCUCACAUGGCUACUGAAGGACAACCUUGGCGGGAACAGCAAGACUGCCAUGAUAGCCACAGUGAGUCCCGCCGCCGAUAACUACGAAGAGACGUUGUCCACGCUGCGUUAUGCCGACAGGGCCAAGAGGAUCGUCAACCACGCUGUGGUGAACGAGGACCCCAAUGCUCGGAUCAUCAGAGAGCUCAGGGAAGAGGUGGAGAAGCUCAAAGUUCAGCUCUCUCAGGCCGAGUCCAUGAAGGCUCCUGAGCUGAAGGAGAAGCUGCAGGAAUCGGAGAAGCUAAUUCAGGAGAUGACUGUCACCUGGGAGGAGAAGCUGAGAAAGACGGAGGAGAUCGCUACUGAGCGUCAGAAGCAGCUGGAAAGCAUGGGUAUCUCUUUGGAAACAUCUGGGAUUAAAGUGGGUGAAGACAAGUGUUUCCUGGUCAAUCUGAACGCAGAUCCUGCCCUGAACGAGCUGCUGGUCUACUACCUGAAGGAGCACACACGUGUGGGCGCAGACACGUCUCAGGAUAUUCAGCUCUUUGGGAUCGGGAUCCAGCCGGAACACUGCGUCCUGGAGCUUUGCCCAGAUGGUGAUGUCACCCUGAUGCCCAUAGGGAAUGCCAGGACAUGUGUGAAUGGUACAAUGAUCGAUUCAUUAGUACACCUGUGGCACGGAGACCGUAUCUUAUGGGGGAACAAUCACUUCUUCAGGAUCAAUCUGCCCAAACGAAAGCGGCGGGACCGCUUGAAGGAGCUGGAGAGGGCCUCUCCCAGAGAGAGCUUCGUGGAGGCAGACGUGGAGACGGCCAGCGAGGCCUCUUCUGAGCAGGACUAUAGCUACGAGUUUGCCCAGAUGGAGGUCAUGAUGAAGACUCUCGGAAGCAAUGACCCCAUGCAGAAUGUGGUCCAGGUGCUGGAGAAGCAGUACCUGGAGGAGAAGCGCACGGCUCUGGAGGAACAGAGGAUGAUGUAUGAACGAGAGCUGGAGUCUCUGCGGCAGCAGCUGUCUCCUGAAAAGACGGCGCAGCACCACCGCAGCAGCAGCGACCGCCUUCCGUUCGCGACGCACACACCGCACGGCAAGCUGCGACUCUGGACCGAGGAGCGGGAUGAGCUUUUUCGUCAGAGCCUUUCCCGGCUCAGGGAGCAGGUUGUCAAAGCCAACACUUUGGUGCGAGAAGCAAACUUUUUGGCCGAGGAGAUGAACAAACUCACCGACUACCAGGUCACUCUUCAAAUUCCUGCAGCCAACCUCAGCGCCAACCGCAAGCGUGGAGCAAUAGUGAGCGAACCGGCCAUACAGGUGCGGAGGAAAGGGAAGGGAACCCAGGUGUGGACCAUCGAGAAGCUGGAGAACAAGCUUGUGGACAUGAGAGACCACUACAGAGACUGGAAAGAAGGCACAGAGGAGACGUGUAACAAAGCCAACAGUAAACACUGCGAUCCGUUCUACGAGGCCCAAGAGAACCACAACCUGAUAGGAGUGGCCAACAUUUUUCUAGAGUGCCUUUUCCAUGACGUCAAACUGCAGUAUGCUGUCCCCAUCAUCAGCCAGCAGGGAGAGGUAGCAGGCAGGUUGCACGUAGAGCUGAUGCGAGUUAGUGGACCUGUACCGGAGCGCCUGUCUGGGGGAGACGACUCAUCGGAGAACUCCAGCGAGAGUAGCUUUUACGAGGUCAUGGACACCAACGGAGAGAUCGUCCACAUGGCAAAGAGGCUCACCUGCAGGGUGAGGAUCAGGGAGGCCACGGGGCUGCCGCUCAACUUGUCCAACUUCGUCUUCUGUCAGUACACCUUCUGGGAGCAUGGGGAGCCCGCCGUGGCUCCUCCCAUGGUCAGCCCAGACAGACCUUCGCCCCGAAGCCCAGACGCUCAGUUCACUGUCCAGUUCGAUCACUGCAAGGACUACGUUGUGCACGUAACCGAUGAGUUUUUAGAGUUUAUAUCGGAUGGGGCGUUGGCGAUAGAGGUGUGGGGUCACCGCUGUGCUGGAAACGGACGCUCGCUUUGGGAGUUAGAUGCACUGGAGGCCAAGACCCAGACGCUUCGAGACAGGUGGAGCGAGGUGUCCCGCAGGAUCGAGCUGUGGAUCUCCAUACAGGAGCUGAACGAGCAGGGAGAGUACUCAUCCGUGGAGCUGCACCCCGGAAGAGACAUCAGCACAGGAGGAGUCUUCCAGCUGCGACAGGGUCACUCCAGGAGGCUGCAGGUGUACGUGAAGCCGGUCCAGAACUCAGGCACUCUCCCUCUGCUGGUGGAGGCUCUGCUGUCUGUCUCUAUCGGCUGCGUGUCCGUUCGCUCCACCAAACUGCAGAGACCACUCGACAGCUACCAGAGAGAGACGGAAGACGAUAUGGAUAGUUACCAGGAAGAGGAUCUCAACUGUGUUAGAGAGCGCUGGUCGGAUGCGCUGAUCAAACGCCGGGAGUAUCUUGAUGAACAAAUCAAGAAAAUCAUCAACAAGCAUGAAAAAUCAGAGGAGGACAUUGAGCGUGAAGCUCGGCUGGUGGAGCAAUGGGUUGGCCUGACCGAAGAGAGGAAUGCAGUGCUGGUACCUGCACCUGGCAGUGGCAUCCCGGGAGCUCCUGCAGACUGGACUCCACCUGCAGGGAUGGAAGCUCACAUUCCUGUACUCUUCCUGGAUUUAAACGCGGAUAAUCUGACAGUGAAUGAGCAGCUGACCGGCCCACAUGCCGCAGGCGUUAACUCCAUCCUGCCCAAAGAACACGGCAGCCAGUUCUUCUAUCUGCCCAUCAUCAGGCACAGCGAUGAGGAGGUGUCCGCAGUGUGCUCGUGGGACUCGUCCAUCCAUGACUCUGUGCACCUCAACCGGGUCACAUCGCCCAAUGAACGCAUCUACCUGAUCAUCAAAGCCACGGUGCAGCUCAGCCACCCUGCCUCCAUGGAGCUGGUGCUCCGCAAGAGGAUUGCUGUCAACAUCUACAACAAACAGAGUUUUACUCAGAGUCUCAAGAGAAGAAUGUCCCUCAAGAACACUCUUUACUCCUGUGGUGUGAGUUACGAGAUAGUCUCCAACAUACCAAAGGCCUCGGAGGAGCCGGAGGAGAGGGAAACCUUGGCCCUCAUGGCGGCUCGCGGGGACAGCGAGGAGACUCAGGACGGAGAAACCUACAUAGAGAAAUACACACGAGGAGUUCUGGAAGUGGAGAACAUCCUGAGUCUGGAGAGGCUACGACAGGCUGUGACGGUAAAGGAAGCUCUGGCUGUUAAGGGGAGACACUUGCGGAGGAGUAUCAGCACACCAAAUGUACAGCAUUAUUCAUGUAGUAAAACAGACCUGACUGGUUGUGAGGAUGAAGACUGUAAGGACCACUGUGAUCACGUAGACACCAACACUAACUGCAGUCCUCUGGAUGGCCAACUUUGCACCACACCAAUAAAAAACAAGGAGAACUCAGCCUUGGUUCCAGAGAGUCCCACCUUUUUCGGCUCCAGCCCCUUCAAAGUCCUCUCCCCUCAGCCGCCUAAAUUCCUCCAGUCCCUGCUUCCUGUCAGAGAGGAGAACAAGGCGAAGAAAGCCCUGGAGGCCCGGCCGCUACUCGGACUAGAGCAGAGCAUGCGCUCAUGCGUGGACAGCCCUGCACUGCUCCCCUCUCCCUGCCCCUGGCACAGACCCAGGGCAGGCAGCGAGGGCCACUGCAAGCCUUCCACCUCCACCUCCACCUCCACCUCUACCUCCACUUCCACCCCCACCUCCACUCCCACCAGCAGACAGCUCAGCCACACACUGCCACACACUGCUCAGGACUCUGAGGACGAGGAGACGGACGUGGGCUCGACUCUAAAUCUCGAUCGCGGCCUUCAGAACCAAAGCAGCUUGCAGCCUUACGUCCCGGAGGACUUUGCAAACUUCGAGAUCUACAACGCCACUCUGGACAACCAGGAGGGCUUUCGCUCCAAGGGAAGCCGGUGCGGAGGCGGGAGCGGAGAGCGAGAGGUGUCCCGGAGCCCCACCGCUAGCAGCUGCACUAGCGGCUACUUUUCACACAGUGCCUCCAACGCCACGCUGUCCGACAUGCCUUUCAGUGCCAGUGAGAGCUCUGACCACCUCAGCUGCGCCUCCAGAGACUCCCACGAUGCUCUCGGGUGUCCUGCCGGAAGAGGCUGCGCCCAAACCAAGUGUCUCUCUGCGGGUGGUGACGCCCAGCAGCCCCCUCUGUCAGCCGGCGCCGUUCAGGACCUGCCUAUCCGUUCAUCCUCCUCGCCUGUCAGUAUUCCCAAUUGCACAGAUAAGCGGCAGUCGUUCACUCAGUCGGACAAAUGUGUCCUUAGCACCAGCCAGGAGUUUACUGACUUUAAAGGGGCUGAUGACACUAUUGGAGAGGUUGACAUAGAACCUUUUACCGAAGGAUGGGAGCAUGAACACUCAGAGAUUUCUACAAACGGGAAGGCAACAGAUAACGUUGAAACACGUGACGCUGACAAUCAGUUCGUCUCUGAAGUCCCCGGUACUCUAAAGACAUCUAAUCCUGAAAGUGCAACGUGCAAAUGUCCUGAUAAUGAAGACCCUGUUAGUGUAACCGAAUCCUCCCCUAACACCACUAUAGUUUGCACUUCAGUCUCCAGCCAAGCCCCGCCUCCAUCCCCGGCCGUAAUUAUUUCCCCUGCACCAGUUCCGCCUCCAGCAUCACUAGCCCCGGUCACACCCUUAUCCACGGCCUCGUCCUCUGCUCCAGCUCCACGGGCCGGAGGAGAACCUCCGAUCCAGGAGCCAGCCCAGGGAGAUCUGCCCCAUGGCAGUCCGUGUCCCAGUCCCAACCCCAGCAGCGCAGAGCCCUCCGGAGACUCAAGUGGGGAUGAGAGCACCCCCGUAGCUCAGCUUCCUGACUGGAUGGCGCCUGGGGAGCAGGUGUGGGUGGGAAAGAGGAGAGGAACCGUUCACUAUGUGGGAGGGGUGGAGUUCGCUAAGGGGAUCUGGAUCGGUGUGAAGCUGGACAUGGCAGUCGGUAAACACAACGGGACCGUCCAGGGCAGAGUGUACUUCCGCUGCCCCCCAGGCCACGGCGUCUUUGUGAAGCCGUCUCGUCUCACCAGAGGUCCACCCUCCAUGGACACAGAACCCCAGACUGUGAUCAGAUAGGACGCGAACAGGGACCCGAAAGACGGCAGCGACCCGAGCGUGGUGCUCAAACCCUGCGUGUGGACAGCCGGCUGACUUCACCGCGGCUUCCCUCACUCCAUCCCUCUGACCACUCUAAGUGUGAUGUAUUCUGUAGGACUGUAUGCGUUCCUAAAGCAUAUCUUACCGUUGCAUUUUAUUGAAGGUUAUAUAUCCGAAUUACUGUUCACUGAAGAAAAAAAAAAAAUCACUAUGCACAUAUCUGAGUUUUCUCAGAUUUCUCUAUUUUUAUAGAGAACUUUUAACUGGGAGUUCUUAAGGAAUAUUACCUACAUACAUUUUUUUUUUUUUUUUACAUUGGUUCUGAACAUUAUAGAUAAUAUUUUUGUAUUUGACCAUACAUCCCCCUCCUUCUGAGGCUCAGAAUGGAGUAAUCUGGGAUAUGAAGAUUAAGAAUGUACUACUGUCAAUGAACAUUGAUACUUACAUCAAUAUGAUAUGUCAGGGCUAACCAAAGAACCACGGUUCCAUAUCUGCUGUCACGUUAUUUUUCUAAUCUAUGUACUCUACGGAGGUAUUCACUAUAAUUCUGCGUCCAAGUAAAGCUUAGUGCCAUAUCUCGAGGAGUAAUGCCACGUACCCUGAACAUAGGACAGACCUGCGAAACCUGAGUUGCCCUCGGGGGUUUUGCAGCUAUAAAUGAUCCUGUUGAUGUACUGUAACACUGUGGAGGAAAUAAUCCCCAUCCAGCAUGAGACUGUUGCUGUUUGAACGCUUGCACUGGAAAGGAUUCUUGGAGAGUUCGCCGACUGUCUUCCAUAUUGGACCGACGAGAUGCCUGAACUGAACGAAGCAGCCAAGCUCUGUCCGUGGCCUGGAUGUACUGAUGCCUUAGUGCCCUGUUCGCAUAAAGAGAGGCACAUGAAGCCGAGACUGCUCGAUGAGCUCCUUCACUAGUUCACUGAGUUAGAAAUAAUAACUAACUGUAUUGACCUUAAACCUGUAUGUACGUCACGAUGCCCAGAGGUGUUCAAGAUGCCAUCCUGCCUUGCUGACUGACUAAUUGAAUACCUUUUUUAACUGACUGUCCACCUGCUCUUUACGUUUUGACUGACUGAUGUGUAACACUACGCGUUGAAAGGUACUCGAGUUUUCACGCAGAGGAUUGAACGGAUGGGCGAUAGACAGUAUCAGGACAAAGAAAAACGUGUUGAAUAAUGGAGAGGAACUUUUUAUUUUUAUGGAAGAGGUGAACUGGCUCGAAAUAGCUCAGUAUUCAAGCUGUAAUUUCAAGUAAAUGAGAGAAACCCAAGACCUUACUUUAAAGAAGAGAACAAAGCUGCUCUCCCUAAUAAGGAGUUGUAAAUAGAAAUGUAUUUGAACAUAGUAUUUACACUAUUAUAAUGUACAGAAUUGUAUUUAUAAUGUAUCUGGAACUGUUUUAAUUGGUACAAAAUGUUCUAGAAUAGAACAUUUGAAAUCAG